CUAAAUUCCUUCUUGUUUAUCAUUUUCUCUCUUCCCAAAAAAAAAAUUCCAAAAUUUAAUCAUAGUACGAUUCGAAUUUAUUAAUCUCGUACUACGUGCAUACGCUUGUUGGUACGUAAAAUAUUGAAUUUAGGUCAACUCAAACAUUAGUAGUUGUGUUUUUUUAUGGAGAGUAUGGAUUCAUCAACCGGUACACGUCAUCAACCUCAACUCCCACCGGGGUUUCGGUUCCACCCGACGGACGAAGAACUCGUCGUCCACUAUCUCAAGAAACGAGUCGCCGGCGCUCCGAUUCCGGUGGAUAUUAUUGCUGAAAUUGAUCUUUAUAAGUUUGAUCCAUGGGAACUUCCCGCUAAGGCAAUAUUUGGAGAGCAAGAAUGGUACUUUUUUAGUCCAAGGGAUAGGAAAUAUCCUAACGGGGCGAGGCCAAAUCGGGCAGCAACAUCGGGUUAUUGGAAGGCUACCGGAACCGACAAGCCGGUUUUUACCUCCGGUGGAACUCAAAAGGUCGGGGUAAAAAAGGCGCUCGUUUUUUACGGCGGUAAACCACCGAAAGGGGUAAAAACUAAUUGGAUCAUGCAUGAAUACAGAGUAGUAGAAAAUAAAACAAAUAACAAGCCCCCUGGUUGUGAUCAUAUUGUUGCCAACAAAAAAGGAUCUUUGAGGCUAGAUGAUUGGGUUUUAUGUCGAAUUUACAAGAAGAAUAACACUCAAAGGUCAAUAGAUGAUUUGAAUGAUAUGUUGGGAUCAAUACCACAAAAUGUACCAAAUUCAAUACUACAAGGAAUAAAACCUUCAAACUAUGGUACAAUAUUGCUCGAAAAUGAAUCGAACAUGUACGAUGGAAUUAUGAAUAAUACGAACGAUAUGAUCAACAACAAUAAUAGAUCCAUUCCACAAUUAUCGUCAAAGAGAUCGAUGCAUGGAGGUUUGUAUUGGAAUAUCGACGAAACAACAACAACAACAACAACAACUGAAGGGAACCAUUCUCCAAAUACAAAAAGGUUCUUAGUUGAGAACAACAGGGACGAUGGACUUAACAUGAAUAAUAUUGCGCGAAUUACAAAUCAUGAACAAAGUAGCUCCAUUGCCAAUUUCCUGAGCCACUUUCCUCAAAAUACUUCGAUUCAACAACAACAACAACAAGAACAACAAGUAUUGGGAUCUCUUAGUGAUGGAAUCGUCUUUCGACAACCUUAUAAUCAAGUUACUAGCAUGAAUUGGUACUCUUAAAGAUACAAAAAGGCAAAUUUUACUUUGCCCCCUGAAAUCAAUCAAUCAGUCAAUUAUAUAGAUAUAUUAUAUAUGGAUUUCUUUAUAUUUUACUUUAGUUAGAAUUAAUACAGAAUAUCUUCUAUUCAGAUUGUCAUAUCAACAAAUGAGAGCAGUUACAAC
Solanum stenotomum is the source of this 1395-nucleotide messenger RNA. RefSeq names its product NAC transcription factor 56-like. Gene Ontology annotation, biological process: regulation of DNA-templated transcription; system development. The transcript has 3 exons. NCBI's taxonomy places the organism in Eukaryota, Viridiplantae, Streptophyta, Magnoliopsida, Solanales, Solanaceae. Gene Ontology annotation, molecular function: DNA binding. The record is from RefSeq and is a predicted model, not a curated record. Bases 166 to 1233 code for a protein of 355 amino acids.